Molecule: messenger RNA, 3858 nt
Organism: Ceratotherium simum simum (southern white rhinoceros)
Lineage: Eukaryota; Metazoa; Chordata; Mammalia; Perissodactyla; Rhinocerotidae
Gene: MAP3K14
Product: mitogen-activated protein kinase kinase kinase 14
Biological process (GO): protein phosphorylation; canonical NF-kappaB signal transduction
Molecular function (GO): ATP binding; protein serine/threonine kinase activity
Source: RefSeq, a predicted model, not a curated record
GGGACCCGAGUCCGGGGCGGGGCGACCGUGGGGCGGGCCGACCGUCGGCCCAGAGAGCAGCGGUCGGCGACCGGCGGCGGGAGAUCGCGGGUGAGGGGAACGCAGCGCUCGCUGGUUGGGGAGAUCGGCGCUCGGCCGGGUGAGCGUGAGCCUGGGAGAUGGCAGUGAUGGAACUGGCCUGCCCAGGCGCCCCUGGCUCCGCAGUCGGGCAGCAGAAGGAGCUUGCCAAAGCCAAGGAGAAGACACAGGCAACGGGGAAGAAGCAAAGCUCUAUCAACAACCUCGAGGCCGUGGAGAAGAGCCCUGUGUUCUGUGGGAAGUGGGACAUCCUGAACGAUGUGAUUACCAAAGGCACAGCCAAGGAAGGCUCCGAGGGAGGGCUGGCAGCCAUCUCCAUCAUUGCCCAGGCCGAAUGCGAGAAUAGCCAAGAGUUCAGCCCUACCUUUUCAGAACGGAUUUUCAUCGCUGGGUCGAAACAGUACAGCCAGUCUGAGAGUCUUGAUCAAAUCCCCAACAAUGUGGCCCAUGCAACCGAGGGCAAAAUGGCCCGUGUGUGUUGGAAGGGGAAGCGUCGCAGCAAAGCCCGAAAGAAACGCAGGAAGAAGAGCUCAAAGUCGCUGGCUCAGGCAGGAGUGGCCUUGGCCAGACCCCUCCCCAGAACCCCCGAGCAGGAGAGCUGCACGGUCCCAGUGCAGGAGGAUGAGUCUCUGCUAGGAGCCCCGUAUGUUAGAAACGCCCCACAGUUCACCAAGCCUCUGAAGGAUCCAGACCUUGGCCAACUCUGUUUUAAGAAAGUAGGGGAGGGCCUACGGCCAGCACUGCCUCGAUCAGAACUCCACAAACUCAUCAGCCCCUUGCAAUGUCUAAACCACGUGUGGAAGCUCCACCACCCCCAGGACGUAGGCCCCCUGCCCCAGCUCGCUCACCCGUUCCCCUACAGCAGACUGCCCCAUCCAUUCCCUUUCCACCCUCUGCAGCCCUGGAAACCUCACCCUCUAGAGUCCUUCUUCUUAGGCAAACUGGCCUGUGUAGACAGUCAGAAGCCCCUGCCUGGCCCACACCUGGGCAAACUGGCCUGUGUAGACAGUCAGAAGCCCCCGCCUGGCCCACACCUGGAGCCCAGCUGCCUGUCUCGUGGCACGCGUGAGAAGUUUUCGGUGGAAGAAUACCUGGUGCACGCUCUGCAAGGCAGCGUGAGCUCAGGCCAGGCGCACAGCCUGGCCAGCCUGGCCAAGACCUGGUCGGCAGGGGGCUCCAAGCCCCAGGAGCGCAGCCCCGUAACUGAGGACAGUGAGGGGGUCCUGCUUACUGAGAAACUCAAGCCAGUGGAUUAUGAGUACCGAGAAGAGGUCCACUGGGCCACGCGCCAGCCCUGCCUGGGCAGAGGCUCCUUCGGAGAGGUACACAGGAUGGAGGACAAGCAGACCGGCUUCCAGUGUGCUGUCAAAAAGGUGCGAGUCGAAGUGUUUCGGGCAGAGGAGUUGAUGGCGUGUGCAGGAUUGACCUCGCCCAGAAUUGUCCCUUUGUAUGGAGCUGUGAAGGAAGGUCCUUGGGUCAACAUCUUCAUGGAACUGCUAGAAGGUGGCUCGCUGGGCCAGCUCAUAAAGCAGAAGGGCUGUCUGCCAGAGGACCGGGCCCUUUACUACCUAGGCCAGGCUCUGGAAGGGCUGGAAUACCUCCAUACCCGAAGGAUUCUGCACGGAGAUGUCAAAGCUGACAAUGUGCUGCUGUCCAGCGACGGGAGCCGUGCCGCCCUCUGCGACUUUGGCCAUGCUGUGUGCCUUCAACCUGAUGGCCUGGGGAAGUCCUUGCUCACAGGGGACUACAUCCCUGGCACAGAGACCCACAUGGCUCCAGAGGUGGUGAUGGGCAAGCCCUGUGAUGCCAAGGUGGACGUCUGGAGCAGCUGUUGCAUGAUGCUGCACAUGCUCAACGGCUGCCACCCGUGGACCCAGUACUUCCGAGGGCCGCUCUGCCUCAAGAUUGCCAGUGAGCCUCCGCCUGUGAGGGAGAUCCCACCCUCAUGUGCCCCACUCACAGCCCAGGCCAUCCAGGAGGGGCUGAGGAAAGAGCCUGUCCAGCGAGCGUCUGCGGUAGAGCUGGGGGAAAAGGUCAGCCUGGCACUGCAGCAUGUGGGCGGUCUGAGGAGUCCUUGGAGGGGAGAGUAUAAAGAGCCAAGACGUCCACCGCCAUACCACGACCACCCACCGCCAAGCCCAGCCCCCUCUCACCAGACCCUAUGUGCCCAGCCCAGGGAGCUCUCGCCAGGGCCCCCGGGGCCCCAGCCAGCUGAAGACACAACAGGCAGGGCCUGCAAGCUCCAACCUCCUCUACCCCCAGAGCCCCCGGAGCGGAACAAGUCUCCGGGCCUGAACUGGGGCAAGGAGGAGUCAGGGACAUGGGAACCCUUGCCUCUGUCGUCCCUGGACCCGGCCCCCGCCAAAAACCCCAGCUCGCCAGAGCGGAAAUCAACCUUCCCCGAGCAGGAACUGCAGCAGCUGGAAAUAGAAUUAUUUCUGAACAGCCUGUCCCAGCCGUUCUCUCUAGAGGAACAGGAGCAAAUUCUCUCGUGCCUCAGCGUUGACAGCCUCUCCCUGUCAGAUGACAGUGAGAAGAACCCGUCAAAGGCCUCUCAGAGCUCACGGGACACCCUGAGUUCUGGCGUGCACUCGUGGAGCAGCCAGGCAGAGGCUCGAAGCUCCAGCUGGAACAUGGUGCUGGCCCGCGGGCGGCCCACCGACACACCGAGCUAUUUCAAUGGUGUGAAAGUCCAAAUACAGUCUAUCAACGGUGAACACCUGCACAUCCGGGAGUUCCACCGGGUCAAGGUGGGAGACAUCGCAACUGGCAUCAGCAGCCAGAUCCCGGCUGCAGCCUUCAGCUUGGUGACCAAGGAUGGGCAGCCUGUACGCUAUGACAUGGAGGUGCCAGACUCGGGCAUCGACCUGCAGUGCACCCUGGCCCCUGAUGGCAGCUUCGCCUGGAGCUGGAGGGUCAAGCAUGGCCAGCUGGAGAACAGGCCCUAACCCAGCCUUCUGCUACUGGCUCCACUCUGCCAGAAGCAGCCUUCCUUCUCGGUGCUCAGUGCUACCCCUGAGACACAGGCUCAGCCUGCUCCCAGGGACCUGCCACCCCCUGGCUCAGCAGUGGGAUCAGGGGCUAGCAGCGGCAAAGUAGGAGCCAGCAAAACGCCUCCCAGGAUUUCCCACCUGAGUGCUGCCUGACCCCACCAAGAGAACGCCCCAUGCCCACAUGAGGAGGAGGAGGAAGGCAGGAGGCCUCUUCCCACAGGGAACAGAGGGGUCCUCUCUGCCCUGGUCCAAACAAGCUGGCCUGACCUAUUGGAUCAGUGACCACUUGCUGGCAGUCAGGGGAGAGUAGCUUCCGGGCUGUGUCUGGGAGAGGUGGGAGAGCCCCUCGGCCUCCAGGCACGUGUGAGGGUGGCGGGUGUCUAAGGACCCACAUCCAGGUCCAGUACAGGAGCGGGGCGGCAAGUGUGCCUGCCCUUGGACUAAUGGGGGCCCUCUGACCCCGUGUCUGGCCGUCACACCCCCUUUUAGAUCUAGGAACUCUUCAGACGAAGUCAGGGAGGGUGGGAUGCUGACACUGGGACGUGUCCCUAGGAGGAUGCACCACACUUUUCAGGAUGUUGCAACACAGGUCCUGAGCUGAAUUCAGCUUCAGUCAAGGACCAAAGAAGGUGUUGAAGUGAAGUGGUUCUCAGUCCCCAAGCACGUGCCCCUUUGCUGCUGGCCACCACUCUUCACGAGAGCGGCAGCCCCCAAGCCCCACCUGCAGGCCCACACGGCUGCUGACUGGCUGGCACUCGGUUCCCCCGUCGGUAAAAGUAAAGGGGAC